Molecule: messenger RNA, 3021 nt
Organism: Diorhabda carinulata
Lineage: Eukaryota; Metazoa; Arthropoda; Insecta; Coleoptera; Chrysomelidae
Product: univin-like
Exons: 3
Coding region: 1-1134 (377 amino acids)
Biological process (GO): SMAD protein signal transduction; BMP signaling pathway
Cellular component (GO): extracellular region
Molecular function (GO): cytokine activity; growth factor activity
Source: RefSeq, a predicted model, not a curated record
AUGUUCUCUCCAUUUACCAUAGCAUUUGCAAAAACUGCUACUGCAGAUAUAGCAAGAGAGGGCUCUCGGUCUACAGGAAUCUACUUAUUAGAUAAAAGUAUUUUCCCGGACAUAGAUUUUAUGCCAGUUGAAAUAACAGAGGAAUAUUUAGGUGCAGAUUUAGACGAUGAAGGUCAAGAUUUCAUUCAGUUUCAGACACUAUUUCCUUCUGAAAAAUUUAGAUUGAAAGGAAACGACCCAGGAAAAAUAAAUAUUAGUUUGGACGAGUAUACUAGGAUGAUGAACAUAUACCUUCAAUCGAGGGAGAAGUCUGGUCAAGACGAAUCAGUUCCAAAAUUAGUCACAUUCAAAUUAGAUCGUAAAUUAGUGAGAGACAACGACAGAUACCCCACAGUUAGGCUAAGGUUCCCUGUAGCUCCUCAAGGCAACGUAGAACUGGAGAGCGCUGAACUGAAAUUGUUAGUACCACCACAGUUCGAGGACGUGCCCAGUCCAAAAGUUCAAGUGAAUGUAAUCUUAGGUAACCGAAGAAAAGAACUCAUCAGAGAACGGACAUUUUAUCUCUCUCAAGAGGGUCCAAAGUGGUGUACUGUAGAUAUAACAAGUGCAGUGCAAUCGUGGUUGCGUGGCGAUGUAAAUUUAGGUUUAGAAUUAGUGUGCUUGGACUCUAAUUGCAGAUUAGAUCCACUAGAAGCAGCAGUAACUAGUCUAAUACAUACUCCUCAAUCAAGAAGAGUUCGUAGAGAAUCUCCGUAUGAACCAAAACAUAAAACUACAUGCAAGGACACGGGUCCUAAGCAUAAAUGCUGUAGACAAUCGAUGAAUGUGACUUUUAGUGAAUUAGGAUUGGAACAGGAACAAAUAGUUCGCCCUCAAGUGUACGAUGCAGGCUAUUGUACUGGAAUGUGUCCCCCUAACUAUCUUCAUUCUUACAACCAUACUUAUAUACAAAGUAUAAUGCGACGAAAAGAACGGAGGAAUCAUAAAGCUUAUAGGAAAGUUAUACCGAAAGCUUGCUGUGCUCCACUAAAAUUAUCGUCGGUAUCAUUUUUAGUAAUCGACCCAGACUAUCCAACGACCAUGGUCAUGCGACUAUGGGAAAAUAUGGCAGUGGAAGAAUGCGGGUGUUCUUAAAAUUAAAAACGAAAAGGGGGGUGAUUAUUGUUGGGUAAUCUAUUUAUAUUUUUGUACGGGUUACGCACUGAACAUUGUUAGAUUUUCACUGUGAUAUAAUUUUAUCUUUUAAUUUUUAUCGCCACUCAAGUAACAUUUUUAGUACGUUUAGUGACAUAUUUCAUAAAUUGCAUAAUUCAAAUUUCAUACAUGUGUUUUAUGGUAUCAAACUAAUCAAUUUUAUAUUUGAAUUUUUCAUUUUAUUUCUGACAAUAACGUGGAAAAUAAUCAAUUACCAUAAAUGUAUACUAGACAAUUUUGUCUGAUUAAUUACUUUCUUUAAGAAACGAAUUUUCAAAAUAAUAUUCAGGAGAUUAAUUGAUAAGUUCCUGGUAUGAGAGAAAAAAUAAAUUUUAUAUAAAAUUCAGUUAAAUUCAUUUGAAAUACUGUCCUGGAUAACUGAUAGUCAGGUCUGGACUUUACGUAACUUAUUACACGAUAAUAAAAUUUAAGCCAGUUUAUACACUACGUAGAAAGUUUGCUGGUGUCGCCAUCUAUAUUUCAGUCCUGGGACUUAUUAAGUAAUGUUCUAAAAAAAGAUAUUAAUCAAAUUAUUUUCACGUUUUGGAUAUAAUAGUAUGAUAGGUGUAUUGACAAUAUAACGAAAUUUGUUGAAAAGAAGUUAUCGGAAAUUAAAUUUACACAAUAUACAAGGUGUAAUCAAGUAAAAAAAUAUUUUAUUUAAAAUAAAAUAUGGGGUUGGCAACUAAGUACUUUCGCUUUUUACUGAUAGAGAGCGUUGCUUUGUUUUUUGAAUUACUUGUGUUAGUGCUGUACUUUGCUGUUUGUCACGUGAUACUGGUCACAUUGACGUAACUAUAGAAGCAAGUAAUGCGUGAUUUUUAUUAACGCUAUUAGUUGUGGGUUAAUUUUAAAUUGAGUGUUAAAACGAACAUUUUACUUUUUUAUUUCCGUUAAGGGAAGAAAGAUGCUGCGGCUCACAAAGAAAUAUCUCAAGUUUAUGGUGCUGAGUGCUUAACAGAUCGCACGUAUCAGAAUCAAUAUAAAAAAUUCCGUUCUUGAGAUUUUUCCCUCAAAGAUGAGCAACGUUCUGGUCGACCAAUUGAAAUUGAUGUUAACUAAAUAAAAGUUAUAAUUGAAGAGGAUCAUCAUAUAACUGUUCGAGAGGCUGCAUGUAUCAAUUGAAAAACACUUAAAAGACCUUGGGUUAGUUGAGAAGCUUGAUAUUUGGGUACCUCACGAAUUGAAAGAAACACAAAGAAUCUACAUUUGCGAUACGCACCGUAACCGAAAUAAAACCCAUCAUUUAUUGUAAAUAAUCAUCACUGGUGAUUAAAAAUGGGUCCUGUACAGUAACAUAGUUCGAAAACGAUCAAGGAGCAAACACGAUGAACCAGCACAAACCACAUCGAAAGCUGAAAAACAACAACAAAAAAAGCUCAUGCUGUCAUUUUGGUGGGAUUACAAGAGUGUUGUGUUUUUAAGCUGCUUCCAAGGAACCAAACGAUCAAUUCUGAUGUUCAUUGUCAACAAUUAAUGAAACUGGAUUAAUUAAUCAAAGAAAAACGGCAAGAAUUGUCAAAUCGGAAAGGUUUAGUGUUCCACCAUGAUAAUGCAAGACUUUACACAUCUUUGGCAACUCGUGGGAAACUAUUGGAACUUAUCUGGGAAGUGACGCAUGUCCCCCAUAUAGCCCUGAUCUGACACCAUCUGAUUACCGUUUAUUUCGAAGUUUGCAGAAUUCUUUGAAUGGUGAAACUUUCAGAAAUGACAAUGACCUUCAAUCGCACCUGGUUCAGUUUUUUGCUAAUAAGGACCAGAAAUUUUGUAAGCCCAAAAUCAUGAAGCUGAAAGAAAGAUGGAAAAGGUCAUUGAGCAAAAUAAAAA